Molecule: messenger RNA, 1881 nt
Organism: Oryza sativa Japonica Group (Japanese rice)
Lineage: Eukaryota; Viridiplantae; Streptophyta; Magnoliopsida; Poales; Poaceae
Product: protein HEAT INTOLERANT 4
Biological process (GO): regulation of cellular response to heat
Source: RefSeq, a predicted model, not a curated record
GGCGUCUAAUGAGAAUCUGCCUUUGCUGUUUCUUCUUCUUCUUCUUCAGCACUUCUCCGGUAUCCACCUUGUCAGCCGCCGAUGGCACACCAGCCGGUGUGACACACAGCGUCACUCCACUCACAGCCUCGCCGCCUGGGUCGAAGCCCUAAUCGAGAGCGAUGCCGCGUCCCAGAGGCAGGAAGCGUGCGGCGGCGGCGGCGGAGGAGGAGGAUGCGGCCACGCGGGGGAGGGGGAAGCGUGUCAAGGCGUCGCCCAAGCCGGAGACGGAGGCGGAGUACUUCCCCGAUAAGCGGAAUCUGGAAGAUCUUUGGUUGUCAGCCUUUCCUGUUGGGACUGAGUGGGAAAAUAUUGAUAAGAUAAAGGAGUUCAACUGGAACUUUGAAAAUUUGGAGAAAGCCCUAGAAGAAGGGGGAGAGCUUUAUGAGAAAACAGUUUACUUGUUUGGAAGCACUGAACCUCAACUAUUGGGUGUGAAUGGCGAAUCGAAGAUAGUACUUAUUCCUAUUGUAGUUGCUGUUGACUGUCCUUUUCCUCCUUCAGAUAAAAUUGGUAUAAAUUCUGUCCAAAGGGAAAAUGAAGAGAUAUUGCCAAUGAAAGCAAUGAAGAUGGCCUGGGUGCCUUAUUUUCCGCUAGAGGACCGGCUCAGUAGGAUUGACAGUUUGAAAACAAAAAUAUUUACUCUUGGCUGCACUCAGCGGAGGUCUGCACUGAGGCAUCUCAAAACCGAACGAGUCAAGCUGUUUGACUACUGCAUGCCAUAUUAUAUGCCACUAAAUCCUCCUGAAAAUGAAGAUGAUACAGUUAUCAAUAUCCUAUAUCCUUUUGAACCACCGAUAUUUUGUGAGUUUAACUGGGAGAUGGAUGAUUAUGAGGACUUUGCUGAUGAGAAAGUUAAAGAGGAGGGGCUACCGGAGGAUGAGAGAGAAAAAAUGAAGGAAUUCCUAAAGGAGAAGGUUAGAGAGAGAAAAAGAGAGCUGAAACAGGCUAAGGAAGCUAGAAAGAAAGCUAUUGAUGAUAUGGAUCCUAAGAUCAAAGAGGCAUUUGAAAAUAUCCAAUUUUACAAAUUUUAUCCUGUAAAAACUCUAGAUACUCCUGAUGUAAGCAACGUAAAGGCAAGGUACAUCAAUAGAUAUUACAGGAAUGCACACCAUCUGAUGUAAUUGCAUCCAAUCGUGCAUUUUCACUGAGCAUUGCCAAAGAACUGAGCUGUCAAACAUGGCACCGAAAUUUUGGAAGCCGUGGUUGAUUUUGCAAGGGGUUAUGUGCGGGCUCAACGGUGUUGGAUCUGGUGAUGGUGGCGCUAAUAAAAAAUCAUAUUUUGUCGCCAGUGGUCAUGGUGCUGAUGCUGACUGUCAUGGAGCAUGGAUAGUGGCUAGCCUAGUGGCCCCACUAGUCAGCUGCUACGUGCUAUAUUUGCCAGGCAAGUUGGUUUAGUGAAAAGAAGCAGCGCCAUCCAUGGUACUCGUCCAGUCCGCGGGAUCUCGUGUCGCGAAUUCACGAGCAGCCACGGUCGAAAAGGAGAGAUGCAGGAUUGCAACGCCGUGCGCCGUGCGUGUUGUGACACGGCAUCUUAAUUUCGCACCAAACGAAGGCGCAACCUUAGCUGGAGAAACUUGCAGGCUACCUGAAGCUUGAAGAGUUCAGAUCAAUUGGUCAACUGAAGAUUAGUUUACACCUGUCACCAAUUUGUGCUUCUCUUUGAUUUGUAAGAAGCAUAGUAAAUUUUGAUGAUUUCAGUUCUAUAGAAAAAAUCCUAUAAAAACCUUCGAAACUAAGUAUUAAAAUUGAAUUCUAUAAAUCCUUCAUAACAUUUUUAUGGGAUGAACAAUCCUAUAAGGAUUGUGGGAAAAUAAAUAGCAUGAGCUCUUAUGUAGUCUA